Molecule: messenger RNA, 693 nt
Organism: Ambispora leptoticha
Lineage: Eukaryota; Fungi; Glomeromycota; Glomeromycetes; Archaeosporales; Ambisporaceae
Source: the annotation of a GenBank genome assembly
AUGGCUAAAAUAUUACGACUUGAGUUCUCGCACUCGAUUUUUAUCAUUCUUUUCCUAUUAAUCAUCAUCAUCAACACAACAACAAAUGUAACCGCAUCCAAUUUUAUUCGCAAAAAUAAACGAGCUUUGCCCGUUGUUCAACCACCAAGCCCAACUCCAAAUACACCGCCAUCCCCAACUACUGAUAAUUCACCAAAAGAUACACCUACUACUAGUGCUCAGCCAACAACGCAACCUAAUACCACUCCUUCUUCACAGCCGACAAAUUCACAACCAAAUCAAAAUACUCAACCUUCCACAUCUGCUCAAGAUCAAACCUCGGCUCCGUCACCUACAACUCCGCCAAAAGCUGCCACAAUAACCCAACUUUCAACGAGCGGAAACCACGUCAUCACUAUCACGUCAACGUCCUAUUCAUAUGAUUCAGUUCCAACAAACUCCCCCACAAGUACAAGUGAUUCUUCAAGUUCAAGCGGAGGGUCAAGUGAUUCGGGUGGUGGCAGUGUGGUUACCGCUGCUAUUGUUGUAGGAUCCGUAAUUGUGGCUGCUGCAAUCGGUAUUUGGAUAUUCCGAAAAUGGAAGUUAUCUCCAUCUCGUAAUUUCAAAGAAAAAAUCCAACCUGUUAAUUUUGCUCCAAAUGUACGAGAUCAUGCUUCGGAUACGGUUUUCCUGCGUGAAUUGAACGAACCAUAA